UCAGCUAUGGCUGCCGGCGGCAGGGACAAUAGCUACUACUGCAAGAAUCUGCUUAAGAGCAACAGCAUGUACACGUACAUCCUCAACACCACGGUGCUCCCCCGCGAGCCGGAGUGCAUGCGCGACCUGCGGCUACUGACCGACAAGCACCCAGAGGGCUUCAUGCAGUCACCGCCGGACGAGGCGCAGCUUCUGGGGAUGCUUAUCAAGAUAUCGGGGGCCAGGAACACUAUCGAGAUCGGUGUGUUCACGGGCUACUCGCUCCUCGCUACUGCGCUGGCGCUGCCAGACGGCGGCAAGGUCGUGGCGAUCGACGUCAACCGGGGCGACUUUGAGCUCGGCCUACCAUUCAUCGAGAAGGCUGGCAUGGCACACAAGGUAGACUUCCGCGAGGGCGCCGGCCUCGACCGCCUAGAUGAGCUCCUCGUUGCCUCAGUCGUGGAAGAAGAGGCGGGGUACGACUUUGCAUUCGUGGACGCCGACAAGCCAAAUUACAUGCACUACCACGAGAAGCUGUUGCAGCUGGUGCGCGUCGGGGGCACCAUUGUCUAUGACAAUACGCUCUGGGGUGGCACAGUAGCCGGGGCGAUCGUGCCCACAUUAGAUGAGUCGAUCACCGACUUCCUCAGGGAGUUCAACGCCAAGCUUGCCGCUGACCCGCGCGUAGAGGUCUGCCAGCUCGCCAUUGGUGACGGCGUCACCAUCUGCCGCCGCCUCAUCUGAUGGCACCGACCCUGACGGCCGCUGAGAUCAACAUGCGUCAAUUUCAGAGACUACACAUGAUUUUAUUCAGCUGGCUCUGAUCAGCCUGAAUUCCAUGAUGUGAUUUCACCCGAAUAAUGCCCUUCACAUUUUAUAGUAUAUGAUUACAAAUAAAUCAAGAUUGUUUAGAU
This is a messenger RNA of Hordeum vulgare subsp. vulgare (domesticated barley), 893 nucleotides long. Its product is annotated as tricin synthase 1-like. The coding region runs from base 7 to 723 and encodes 238 amino acids. The transcript is spliced from 2 exons. The record is from RefSeq and is a predicted model, not a curated record. Lineage: Eukaryota; Viridiplantae; Streptophyta; Magnoliopsida; Poales; Poaceae. Gene Ontology annotation, molecular function: O-methyltransferase activity; S-adenosylmethionine-dependent methyltransferase activity.